Paralichthys olivaceus (Japanese flounder) is the source of this 1917-nucleotide messenger RNA. It is a transcript of the gene ftr14l, whose product is annotated as finTRIM family, member 14-like. Gene Ontology annotation, molecular function: protein binding; zinc ion binding. Lineage: Eukaryota; Metazoa; Chordata; Actinopteri; Pleuronectiformes; Paralichthyidae. The record is from RefSeq and is a predicted model, not a curated record.
CUGAAGCUGUUCACUUCUGGACCUCGUUACUUUUCUUCUCCUGCUUCUUUUCAGUCUUUUUUUCAGCUUUUUCAUCUCAAUACAUUUUACCAAGAGGGUAAAACACUGCUGUUGAGCUAAAUCACCUGUGGAUUCAAUUUGUUUUGAAAUUUUUUUUACUCCUGGUAGGAAGAAUGUCGCACCCCAGCACUCUGGAUUUGGACAGAAGCAGCAUCCUGGAGAAAUCUCGUCGCUCCACCAGUCGGAGCCAGCCUAGGGCCCAGGCCAAGCACGGGGAAGUCCUGUGUGACUUCUGCACAUCAGGGAAGCAGAAGGCCGAGAAGUCCUGCCUGGUGUGCCUAGCGUCCUACUGCGAGACUCACCUACAGUCCCACUAUGACUAUCCCGCCUUGAUGAAGCACAAGCUGGUCAAAGCCACAGGUCAGAUGAGGGAGAAGCUCUGUGCGCAGCACGACAAGCUACUGGAGGCUUUUUGUCGCAAUGAUGACACAUCAGUGUGUGUGUUGUGCAUGAUGGAUGAACACAAACAUCACGACAUCGUCCCGGCUGGAACUGAAAGGACGGAGAAACAAAAACAACUUAGUACUACGCUGUACAAAUCUCAACAAAGAAUUGACCAGAGAAUCAAAAAGUGGCAGGAUCUCAGACAAGCUGUGGAAUCAGUUAAACACUCUGCUCAGUCGGCCCUGGAGGAGAACGAGCGGAUCUUCACCGAGCUGCUGCUCUCCAUAGAGAGGAAGUACAAUGAAGUCAAGGAGAUGGUCCGCUCCCACGAAAAGAUCACGGUGACACGGGCUGACAUAGUGCUAGACCGUCUGGAGGAGGAGAUCACUCUGCUGAGGAAAAAACACAACGACCUGGAGAAGCUCUCGCACACUGAUGAUCACAUACACUUUCUACAGAGCUGGCAGUCUCUGUCAGGACCCUCUGGGUAUGAAGACCUCAACAACAUCACUGUCGCUCCCAACUACUCCUUUGAAUCCACCAAGAGAGCCAUCGCUGCUCUGAAAGUACAAGUUGAAGAAGUCAGCAAGAAUGAAAUGAGCAAAAUCUCAGGAGCAGUGAAAGAAGUCUACGUCACACAAGAAGGGGAGACCCAGACAAGAAGAGAAUCUAUUCUGAGAGAAGAACCAAGAACAAGAGAAGAACUGAGGAUAAGAGAAGAACCGAGGACAAGAGAAGAACCGAGGACAAGAGAAGAUUUCCUGAAAUACUCUUGCCAGUUGAUUCUGGACGUAAACAGCGUUCACCCCAGCCUUCACCUCUCGGAGGGAAACCGAACAGCCACGAUGAAGAGUGAGCCCAAAAACUACCCAGACCACCCAGAACGAUUCGACCACUGGCAGCAGGUAUUGUGCAAAGAGAGCCUGACUGGGACUCGUUGCUACUGGGAGAUGGACUGGAGGGGAACAGAGGUAGACGUGGCUGUCACCUACAGGGGAAUCCGCCGCAAAGGGAACGGGAAUGAGUGCAGCUUGGGCUGGAACGAUAAGUCCUGGAGUCUGUACUGCUCUGACUCCCAGUUCUCCUUUGUGCACAAUAACAAGAGGAAAGAAAUCCCAGCUCCGAGGUCAUCUCGUAUUGGCGUCUACGUGGAUCGUGCAGCAGGAACACUUGCGUUUUACAGCGUCUCUGAUGGCAUGCAGCUUUUGCACAGAACCCAAACCGCGUUUACAGAGGCCCUGUACCCUGCAUUCAGUGUGUGGGGCUUUGGAACCACAAUUAAACUGUAGCAGAGUCACUAUAGUGCUACUGAUCUGAAUUUACUUCACAUAAUUUCCCCCAAUACGCAACAGGGUGUUUGAUUAAUUUUUGUUGAUUAGUUCAGUGGUUGUUUUUCGAUCUAGCCCCCCUGGGGAUAUAAUAAACAAAUAGUUAGAAAUAACAUAUUUGAGCCAUACAUUGUUACAAAAGAUU